Messenger RNA from Cutaneotrichosporon cavernicola, 1260 nucleotides. RefSeq lists its product as uncharacterized. Gene Ontology annotation, molecular function: ATP binding; metal ion binding; succinate-CoA ligase (ADP-forming) activity. Gene Ontology annotation, biological process: tricarboxylic acid cycle; succinyl-CoA metabolic process. The transcript is spliced from 4 exons. Lineage: Eukaryota; Fungi; Basidiomycota; Tremellomycetes; Trichosporonales; Trichosporonaceae. Gene Ontology annotation, cellular component: mitochondrion; succinate-CoA ligase complex. Bases 1 to 1260 code for a protein of 419 amino acids. The record is from RefSeq and is a predicted model, not a curated record.
AUGCUCCGUUCCUUCGCCCCCGCUCGCACCGUCCUCCGCACACAGACUGCCCGUGUGCAGCGCCGUAACCUCAGCAUUCACGAGUACCAGAGCGUGCAGCUGCUCAACAAGUACGGCGUCCCUACCCCCAAGGGUGUGCCGGCUUUCACGCCGGCCGAGGCCGAGGCUGAGGCCAAGGCGUUUGGCGGACCUGUCGUCGUCAAGGCCCAGGUGCUUGCUGGCGGCCGUGGCAAGGGGCACUUCAAGAACGGGUUCCAGGGCGGUGUGCACAUGGCUGAUACUCCUGCUGAGGCCAAGGACUUUGCCAGCAAGAUGCUCGGCCAGACCCUCGUCACCAAGCAGACUGGCGCGAUUGGCCGCCCAUGCAACGCCGUCAUGAUCGCCGAGAAGAUGCCGCCAGCCAAGGAGUACUACGCUGCGCUCCUCCUGGACCGUGCUCGUGGCGCCCCGGUGCUCGUCGCCUCGAACCAGGGCGGCAUGAACAUUGAGGACGUUGCGCACGAGAACCCCGACGCUAUCAUCACCACCAACCUUGACUUUGACAACGGCAUCUCCAAGGCGGACGGCGUUGCGCUCGCUGAGAAGCUCGGCUUUGCGGAGCACUCGCGCGAGAACGCUGCCGAUGUCUUCAACAAGCUCUACAAGAUCUUCAAGGAGAAGGACAGCACGCAGAUUGAGAUCAACCCCCUCGGCGAGCUCCCGGACGGUACCGUGCUCUGCAUGGACGCCAAGUUUGGCUUUGAUGACAACGCCGACUUCCGUCAGCACGACGUUUUCGAGCUGCGCGACAAGUCGCAGGAGGACGCCGAGGAGGUCAAGGCUGCCGAGUACGGCCUCAACUUUAUCAAGCUUGACGGUGACAUUGGCUGCCUCGUCAACGGUGCCGGUCUCGCCAUGGCGACCAUGGAUGUGCUCAAGCUCCACGGUGGUGACCCCGCCAACUUCCUCGACGUUGGUGGUGGUGCCACUGCCGAGGCCGUCAAGGCCGCGUUCACCCUCAUCAUGUCGUCCAAGAACGUCAAGUCGAUCUUUGUCAACAUCUUUGGCGGUAUCAUGCGCUGCGACAUUAUUGCCGAGGGCAUCAUCAACGCGUCCAAGGACCUCGAGAUGACCAUUCCCCUUAUUGUGCGCCUGCAGGGCACCAAGGAGGCUGAGGCUAAGAAGAUGAUCAAGGAGUCGGGUCUGUCCAUUUACUCCUACGACAUCCUUGACGAGGCCGCCGACGCUGCCGUCAAGCUCGCCAACGGCGUGUCUCUGUAA